AUGAUACGCUCAAAUCCAACGGCUAUACCACUCCGAGCCAACGAUGUGAAGCUCCUUCAAUCCGAAAUCGAUAAACGUAAAGCAGCGAGGGAAGGUGACUCAUCCACUUCAACAAAACAUGACCAAGGUGAGAAAGGGAAGAAAGCAGUCGAAGAAGCAUCUGGAUCUGGAUCUGGUCUUGGAAUAGAUGGAGAAGAAAGAAGAGACAAGUACGGAAGAAGUUUAGCAGAGAGAAUAGGAUUAUAG
Messenger RNA from Kwoniella shivajii, 246 nucleotides. RefSeq lists its product as uncharacterized. The record is from RefSeq and is a predicted model, not a curated record. The transcript has a single exon. Bases 1 to 246 code for a protein of 81 amino acids. Lineage: Eukaryota; Fungi; Basidiomycota; Tremellomycetes; Tremellales; Cryptococcaceae.